AUUGACCCUAUCUCUCUCUCUUUCUAUAGCCACUCUUUUCAAUCUCUCUUUUCUCCUUCCUCACUCAACUCAUGGGCACAAGCAGCGACCCAACCCAAGACACUUCCGACGAGCAACAAAAACGUUCCGAAAUCUACACUUACGAAGCACCAUGGCACAUCUACGCUAUGAACUGGAGCGUCCGUCGCGACAAAAAAUAUCGCCUCGCUAUCGCUUCUCUCUUAGAACAAUACCCUAACCGCGUCGAAAUCGUUCAACUUGAUGACACCACUGGCGAAAUCAAAUCCGACCCAAAUCUCUCCUUCGAACAUCCUUACCCACCCACCAAAUCCAUCUUCAUCCCUGACAAAGACUGCCAACGCCCCGACCUCCUCGCCACCUCCUCCGAUUUCCUCCGUAUUUGGCGGAUCUCCGAUUCCGACGAAUCAGCUUCCGACUCUCGUGCCGUCGAACUCAAAACUCUUCUCAAUGGUAACAAAAACAGUGAAUACUGUGGCCCAAUUACUUCUUUUGAUUGGAAUGAAGCUGAACCUCGUCGAAUUGGUACUUCCAGUAUUGAUACAACGUGUACUAUUUGGGAUAUUGAGAAAGAAACCGUUGAUACGCAGUUAAUUGCCCAUGAUAAAGAGGUUUAUGAUAUAGCUUGGGGUGGUGUUGGUGUUUUUGCAUCGGUUUCUGCUGAUGGGUCUGUUAGGGUUUUUGAUUUACGUGAUAAAGAACAUUCUACUAUAAUUUACGAAAGUUCUGAACCUGAUACUCCGUUGGUUAGGCUAGGUUGGAAUAAACAAGAUCCUAGGUAUAUGGCAACGAUUAUAAUGGAUUCUGCUAAGGUUGUUGUGCUGGAUAUUCGUUUUCCGACGCUACCGGUGGUGGAGUUGCAGAGGCAUCAAGCUAGUGUGAAUGCCAUAGCGUGGGCGCCACAUAGUUCUUGUCAUAUUUGCACUGCUGGUGAUGAUUCUCAGGCGUUGAUUUGGGAUCUUUCUUCAAUGGGGCAGCCUGUUGAAGGUGGGCUUGAUCCUAUUUUGGCUUAUACUGCUGGUGCUGAGAUUGAACAGCUUCAAUGGUCUUCUUCUCAGCCUGAUUGGGUCGCUAUUGCUUUUUCGACUAAGCUUCAGAUUCUUAGGGUUUGAAAAAUUGAAAAUUUGCUUGGUUGAGUCUUCCUCAAGAGGCAAGUUGAGUCUUAUGAAAAACUGAAAAUUUUACUAGUAUUUGUUUUUUUUUUUUGUUGUUGUUAAAGAUUUAACCUUUCAUUGGGUUUAGGAUUAAGAUACUUUGGGUUUGGUGGAAGAAAUAUUGGAUGGUUAAGAUACUAUUAUGUAUUGUUACAUUCUUGUUAGCUGGAAAAUCCCAUUUAUGUAAAUGUAUUUAGACUUCAGUGUUGUUUAUGUUUUCUUUAUGUGUUUGGUGCUUACGUUUUAA
Medicago truncatula (barrel medic) is the source of this 1419-nucleotide messenger RNA. Its product is annotated as WD repeat-containing protein LWD1. Gene Ontology annotation, molecular function: protein binding. The record is from RefSeq and is a predicted model, not a curated record. NCBI's taxonomy places the organism in Eukaryota, Viridiplantae, Streptophyta, Magnoliopsida, Fabales, Fabaceae. Bases 72 to 1130 code for a protein of 352 amino acids. The transcript has a single exon.